GGUCCGACAGAACGUAGUACGGCGGGGAGAGAGAGUUUGCAUAAAAAGCAGGACCGACGGAGUACGCCAUCACUUGUCAACAUGGCACUUCCCUGGAACACUUGUGGAUUCCUGCUGCUGCUAGCCAGCACCGUCUCAGCCGGGUCGUGGAGCUCCUCUGCCCAGUCGAACUCUAUCGAGUGUAAUGAACACGGCUUCGCCCGCGACCCCAACGACUGCGGGGCUUUCUACAGGUGCGCCAACGGGAAGAACUACCGGUUCGAGUGCCCCGCCAAUCUCAAGUUUGAUAUGACCAUCAGCGUCUGCAAUUGGCCUGCAAGUGUCGAUUGUAGCUCAGCUUUCCCCGCCAACAACGGGUAUGAGCCCCAGUACCCCUAUGCCCCACCCCCUACAUACAAGCCGCAGUACCAGGAGCCCGCCCCAACGUACGCCCCACAGCCCGUCUACACAUCGAAACCAGUGUACAAGAAGCGCCCCAGGAAGCCUUCCUACAAAUCACAGUCUGUGCCAAUGCCUCAGCCAAUGCCCCAACCAAUGCCCCAGCCUCAGCAGCCCGUUUACCAACAACCCCAGAGACCAGUCUAUCAGCAGCCAAUGACCCAAGCUCCAGUAUACCAGCAGCCAAUGACCCAGGCCCCAAUGUAUCAGCAACCGAUGACCCAGGCCCCUAUGUAUCAGCAACCGAUGACCCAGGCCCCUAUGUAUCAGCAACCGAUGACCCAGGCACCGAUGUACAUGCCCCAGCGGCCAGUCUACCAACCCCGGAAACCGGUCUACCGUCAACCAAUGACACAGGCCCCGGUGUACCAGCAACCGACAUACAAGAAGCCCACGUACAGCCAGAACAAUCAGAACAUGUACGCUCAGCAGCCCCAAUACGGAGGCGGCAUGAACGGUGGCAUGAACGGCGGCAUGAACGGAGGCAUGAACGGCGGCAUGAACGGCGGCAUGAACGGAGGCAUGAGCGGUGGCAUGAACGGCGGCAUGAGCGGUGGUAUGAACGGCGGCAUGAGCGGUGGAUGGACUUCCCAAAAGAAGCAGUCAGGAGGAUCUAACUGGGGCACGAAGAAGAGCUUAUUCCCAUCCAACAUGAAUCAGAACAGCGGUAUGAUGGGUGGUAUGAACGGAGGUAUGAACGGAGGCAUGAACGGCGGUAUGAUGAGCGGAGGUUGGUCCACAGGGAAGAAAACAGGCGGCUAUGGACAGAGCCUAUUCCCAUCACAAAUGAAUACCGGCGGUAUGAUGGGUGGUAUGAACGGCGGUAUGAUGAGCGGAGGGUGGUCCACAGGGAAGAAAACCGGUGGCUACGGACAGAGCCUAUUCCCAUCACAAAUGAAUACCGGCGGUAUGAUGGGUGGAAUGAACGGCGGCAUGAUGGGAGGCCACAUGAUGGGCGGCGGUAUGAUGGGAGGCGGCAUGAUGGGAGGCGGUAUGAUGGGAGGCGGCAUGAUGGGAGGCGGCAUGAUGGGCGGUAUGAGCCAGACCACCCUCUUCCCUCCCUACCUUCCCCAGAAACCCAAAGCCAACAGUCUCCUGGGCAUGCUGAUGCAGAUGCAGCAACAACAGAAGAACCCCGGCGGCGCCAUGAGCCCCAUCCUCAUCCCCUACCCCUUCCCACCAGAGUGGUUCAAAAUGGACUCCGAGACCACCACUAUGUCCACGACGGAGGCAACGACAACAGCACCAGCCGGGGGCAAGAAGGGCAACAACAUCUUCUUCAUCUCAAUGGUCCCUCCUAUGUUCCCCCCACCGUUUCCAGGAGCUCCCUUGGACGGGCCUUGCGGAGGAUUCCCUGAUUCCCCCUUCCCCUUCAACAACUCCGAGCCAGCCUGCGGUCUCAUCCGGGCAUCUCUCGGCGCCACCAACCCCUUCGGCGGUGUUCCCGGUCUUCCUCCACUUUCGACCGCCGGCAUCAGUAGACAGAAUGCAGGUUGCCGGACCAUCUCCUCAGGACAGAGGGCAAUCGACCUCCGGUUCGUGGGCUCCUCCAGCCGCCUGUCCGGCCCCCAGUGUCUGGCCUUCGAGACGCUUCUCAACAGCUUCACCACAACCUACCUGGAGAGGACCGUCGUCCCAGACAACACCAGGAGCAACGAAGCCUGCACCGUCUCCGUCCCCGACAUCAGGGUCAACUGUAACUAGAACUAUGGUCGAUGUCUCGUCUCAUUGUCAUCACACGUGGCGAGAUUCUCGCGAGAGUCUCUUUUUCGCCUCUCACCGGAAAUGUCGAGAAUCUUGUUCUCAGGCCUCAUCAGAUAUUGGGAGCGUCUUGCUCUCGCUUUACUUCACCUCCAACAUAUUUUGUGGUUGUGUGUAUAUUUAUGUAAAUAAUAAAGUGUGGAUGUCGUA
This is a messenger RNA of Haliotis rufescens (red abalone), 2349 nucleotides long. RefSeq names its product RNA-binding protein EWS-like. Bases 82 to 2142 code for a protein of 686 amino acids. NCBI's taxonomy places the organism in Eukaryota, Metazoa, Mollusca, Gastropoda, Lepetellida, Haliotidae. Gene Ontology annotation, molecular function: chitin binding. The transcript is spliced from 4 exons. Gene Ontology annotation, cellular component: extracellular region. The record is from RefSeq and is a predicted model, not a curated record.